Molecule: messenger RNA, 1116 nt
Organism: Sinocyclocheilus grahami
Lineage: Eukaryota; Metazoa; Chordata; Actinopteri; Cypriniformes; Cyprinidae
Product: solute carrier family 25 member 38-A-like
Exons: 9
Coding region: 151-1116 (321 amino acids)
Biological process (GO): glycine import into mitochondrion
Cellular component (GO): mitochondrial inner membrane; mitochondrion
Molecular function (GO): glycine transmembrane transporter activity
Source: RefSeq, a predicted model, not a curated record
UUUACUGGACCGACUGGUGCUCACUUGACUUCUUCUAUUUUCUCUUCGUUCUUCUUUAUUGUUCUUAUUUCUAAGAUUACUAAUCACUUGCGAGGCCGAAUAUUUUUCACCCUUGCAACAUUUAUUGAAAACAUCAUUUUGUGACGCUGAAUGAUGCUCAUGAGCAUAGAGAAAGAAAAGAAGCCGAGCUGCUCUGAAGAACUGAUCAUCUCAAACAUCAUGGAGUUCUCACUGGCUCAUCCGGCUGUGAAAGCCUUCAUGUGCGGCUCUCUGAGCGGGACGUGCUCCACGCUGCUCUUCCAGCCUCUGGACCUGGUGAAAACACGUCUGCAGACCCUACAGAACGGCGUCCAGCUCGGGUCGGGUCGGGUCGGCAUGGUCACAGUGUUUGUGAGUGUCCUGCGCACAGAGAAGCUCCUCGGACUGUGGAGAGGCGUUUCGCCUUCGUUUGUGCGCUGCAUUCCAGGAGUCGGCAUCUACUUCAGCACGUAUUUCACUCUAAAGCAGCGUUUUUUUGCCGACGGGGCCCCGGGGCCCUUACAGGCCGCACUGCUGGGAACCGGAGCCAGAUGUGUUGCGGGCGUCUGCAUGCUGCCCGUCACCGUCAUCAAAACACGAUUUGAGAGCGGCCGCUAUAAGUACAGCAGUGUGUUCGGAGCGCUGCAGUGUGUGUGUCGGACGGAGGGGCCGAAGGCUUUGUUUUCAGGUCUGACUGCCACGCUGCUCAGAGAUGCGCCAUUCUCUGGGAUAUACGUCAUGAUCUACAGCCAGGCCAAAUACACGCUGCCACAAGAGAUCAGUCAGUCGUCUUACGCUCCGUUAGCAAACUUCAGCUGCGGGGUUCUGGCUGGCAUCCUGGCCUCCAUUGUAACCCAGCCAGCAGAUGUGGUGAAAACUCACAUUCAAGUGAGUCCAGACGUCUUCAGCAGGACAUCAGAUGUGGUGCAAUUCAUUUACAAGGAGCACGGGUUGGUGGGGUUUUUCCGUGGCGCGGUUCCUCGCUCGCUCAGGAGAACCAUGAUGGCGGCGAUGGCGUGGACGGUGUACGACCCGAUUGGAAGAGAAUCUACAGCUGUCCUCAGUGCAGACAGACCUUCAGUCCGAGACCAGUUUUAA